This is a messenger RNA of Geosmithia morbida, 501 nucleotides long. Its product is annotated as CFEM domain. The transcript has 2 exons. The coding region runs from base 1 to 501 and encodes 166 amino acids. The record is from RefSeq and is a predicted model, not a curated record. Lineage: Eukaryota; Fungi; Ascomycota; Sordariomycetes; Hypocreales; Bionectriaceae.
AUGAAAUGCAUCACCACUCUGAUCCUAUUCACACUCGCUGCCUCGACAACAACGACAGCAACAACAGCAGCAGCAGCAGCAGCAGCAGCAGCGGCAGAAGACGAUGCAAACAGCACCAUUUCCGAGCUCAAAUCACAACUGCCCAAGUGCCCUGUCGCGUGCAUCCCCGCCGGAGCGCAAAAGGUUGGCUGCGAAUCCACAGAUCACUCUUGUCUGUGCCGGAAUAUCCAGGACAUGACCGACGCCGUGGCUCCCUGUCUGGUCGACUCCGGUUGCAGCCUUGAUGAGAUGGCUGAGACCGGCUCCGUAACACUCGAGAUCUGCAAGGCGGCGGCGGCGGUCGGCGGUGAGAACUCGACGACUAUAGACUUUGACGAGAAUAGCGAGACGACGUCUGCCGACACGGCGCAGCCUAUCGACGGCGUUGCCUCCAGCAUCAUGUCCAGUGGCGGGAGGGUCAUGGCUGUAGCUGCCGUUGUUGCUGGUAUUCUCAAGCCGUGA